Molecule: messenger RNA, 11934 nt
Organism: Trichogramma pretiosum
Lineage: Eukaryota; Metazoa; Arthropoda; Insecta; Hymenoptera; Trichogrammatidae
Product: dynein heavy chain 7, axonemal-like
Exons: 38
Coding region: 1-11934 (3977 amino acids)
Biological process (GO): microtubule-based movement
Cellular component (GO): dynein complex
Molecular function (GO): ATP binding; dynein intermediate chain binding; minus-end-directed microtubule motor activity
Source: RefSeq, a predicted model, not a curated record
AUGUAUUCCAACCAGUUAUUUCGCGAGUCGACGGGUGCGAUCGAGUUGAAAAAAUUUCUUAGAUCCAUCGGUUAUAAGCGCAAAAAUAAUGAAGAUCUCGACAAAAUACUCACGGAAUUUUCCAUGUUCGACGCACCUCAACAGGUUAUCGACUCAUCCACGGAGAAAUUACUCAGAAAAUCGAAAAAUCCCUUGAUUGCGCGCAUGAAAGAGAAGGAGAGCUUUUUCAAAAAAAACUGUUACACAGUUUUAAAGCGGAGAAGGGAAGAGUUUCGUGAUAAGCUAAUAGAAAUAAUAAAUCACAAGCACGACGAUUGCGACUUGGAUAAAGAGGAUUGCUCCGUCGAGGAAGUGAACGAAAAUUUAUUGUUGAGAAAUCCCAAAUACUAUCGUUACUUAUCGCACGGAAUAGCUGAUUCUUACAUAAGCCCCCUGGACGACAAAGUUCUCGCUUCUAUUUUAGCAUUGGUGCCAAAAAAAUCGAGAGAGCAUUUCGAUGAGAUUACCCAGUGGCUCGUCGACGAGAUCAAAGAAGAUUAUGUGAUGAGCAUCAAGAGAGCCACGAUCGAUUUCGCUCUCGGUUAUCACUUAACGAAUAACGACUUUUUCGAGGUAGAGUGCAAAAAUAAUUUCACCAAAGCCGAUAAGAUGAAUCGGACGAAAUUUCAAAAGGUUUGCAAGAGGCUCGAACAAUCGCUGGUGCUGUAUCAUCCUUGCAUGAGAAAAGCUCUGAAUUUCUGGUUUCGCGAGUUUAUAUCGACUCGCCAGAUCGACAAAGACGCUAUGUUAUCUCACACUCAAACCUACGAUUUGUCCAACUUCCAGUACGACCUAGUGGUGUCGAUGAAUAACGUCAAAAUGCUCCUAGACGAGAAGUGGAUAGCCAAAAUCAAGAGCAUGUUUCACACUGCCAAGAAGAGGGGCACUUUGCACUUGAACGACGAAGACAAAGCGAGGAGAUUGUUCAAUUGUUUAGCGAUAAUGAUGGAGGACCAACUGCGCUAUCUCAGCUAUCGAUCGAUCGAAGAUUAUUUGGAAUGCUUAUUGAAUACAGAGAUUUCUCCCCUGAAUUUCAAUGUCUACAUGAUCGUUCGAAACCAGAAUAUCAUUUUUGAGCCGUCCUUCAAAGCAUUCAAUAAUGUUUUCUGCGAUCUUAUGGAAUCUCUCUUGGACGCCCUUGACGAACACAAACGUAUCGAUUCCGAUUUUUUGCCAAAUAUACCUAAAUGUCAGACCAACUUGAAGCCAGAUAUAUCGCGAGACACUCUCGACCCGCACAAGAAGAAAAUCGAGGCUUUCGUUGAGUAUUACAAAAUAGAGCCCGAGUUGCAGGUUCAAGCCUUCGAUAAGUAUGUAACGUUGAUCAAUAAAGAUGAAAUAACGUUCGUGAAAAAUUUCUUGGCGGAAAGUCCGCCUCGCUCGUUUCAAGAGUUUGCCGAGCUCAUCGAAAAAUACGACAAUUUCGUUAAAAACAUCCCUUCGGAAUUUGACUCAUUGUGUUUCACACGUAUUUUCGAGGUUCACAAAGAAGACUUGAUUGAAUACAUUUGUAAAACCGCGACACAUUGCAAAAAUAUGCUUAUCAGUCAGAUGAACCACGAUUAUCAGGAUAAGUCAAAAUUGAUCGGAGAGGAGUACCAGAGUAUAUCCAGCAGAGCCAUGAGCGUCCCUCCCAACACGUCGGAGCUCAUGGAGCUGAAAGUAUUCGUAAAAAAAGCCGAGACGGAAUUGUCGGAUGAACUGGAGGACAGACUGCGAGAAAUAAUCAAGUACAUCGUGUUUCUCUCGGAUUACAUGCACCUCAAAGCCGUAGAGAUCAAGACCAACAACAUGGCUUUCCAAUGGUAUCAUCGGAUGCACGGAGUGUUCGAGGAGCACAGGCGAAUAAUCGAGGGCAAAACGGGCGAAUAUCAAGCCGCCCUCACGGAGCGCAUCAAAAAAUUCAAUCAGGACUUGGAGGUGUACGUCGAUCACAGCGAGGAGAUGCAGUACUGGGGUAAUAUCGACGAGAUAUUCCGCUACAAAGAGAAAGCCGACAGGUUGGAGGAUCGCUUGCAGCAGGCCAUGCAGAUGAUCGACGCUUUCAAUCAAGAGGAGCAAAUGUUUGGCUGGGAAAUAUCCCUCUAUCCGCUGAGGAAAAAGAUCGCCGAUAGGCUAGCGCCUUACAAAAAGUUCUACGACGCUGCUUGCGAAUUUUUGUCGAGUCACGACAAGUGGAUGGGCUCGAUGGUCGGCAGCUAUGACCCUAAUGUAAUUGAGUCCGAGUCCGGAACGGCCUAUCGAUCGAUCUACAAGCUCGAGAAGAGCUUUCAAGAGCCGCUGCCACGCAAAUUGGCCGAGACGGUGCGGCUCAAGAUCGAAGACUUUCGCGAGCACAUACCGCUCAUUAUGACGCUCGGCAAUCCGGGCAUGAAGGCCAGGCACUGGGAGCAAGUCUCCGAGAUCGUCGGCUUCCCCAUCAAGAUCGACGCCAACAUGAGCCUCUCGAAGGUCAUCGACUUCGGCCUCGACGAUUACGUGCCGAAAUUCGAGAACAUCUCGGAAGCCGCGACCAAGGAGAGCAACUUGGAGAAGGCAUUGCAGAAGAUGCACACCGAUUGGACCGACAUGGAGUUCACGGUGAAUCCGUACAGGGACACGGGCACCCACGUGAUCGCCGGCGUCGACGACAUUCAGCUGCUCCUCGACGAUCAUCUCACCAAGGCUCAGACGAUGAAGAAUUCCCUUUACAUAAAACCAUUCGAAAAGGAGACGCUAGAGUGGGAGGCGACGUUGUACUUGCUGCAGGACAUCAUCGAUUACUGGCUCAAGGUGCAGGCAACUUGGAUGUAUCUCGAGCCUAUUUUCUCCUCUCCGGAUAUACAGCAGCAGAUGCCUGAAGAGGGCCGAAGAUUCAGCGCCGUCGAUAAGAUUUGGAGGGACAUAAUGUCGAGCGUCGUGCUCGAGCCGAAAGUCAUGUCGGUUGUGCAAAUCGACAAAAUGCUCGAUCGACUGAAAAAAUCGACCAACCUGCUCGAGCUUAUUCAGAAGGGCUUGAACGAUUAUCUGGAGAAAAAGAGGGUUUAUUUUCCCAGAUUCUUUUUCUUGUCCAAUGACGAAUUGCUGGAGAUUCUUUCGGAAACUAAGGACCCUACUCGAGUACAACCUCACUUGAAGAAGUGUUUCGAAGGCAUCGCAAGGCUCAACUUUACCGAGCAAUUGGAAAUAACGACUAUGAUAUCUUCGGAAAACGAGCAGGUCACAUUGGAGAAUAUAAUCGACACGAAUGCAGCCAAGGGCCAGGUGGAAAAAUGGCUUGUCGAGCUCGAGGGUCUCAUGAAGCACAGCGUUCGAGCAAUGGUAAUAAGAGCAAAGGAUGCCUACCCGAAGAAAGCUAGAAGCGCUUGGGUGCUUGAUUGGCCAGGCCAAACAAUUCUCUGCAUAUCGCAGCUUUACUGGACGAAGAACAUUACAGUAGCUAUGCAAGAUACCGAGCGAGGCUUGCUCGAUUACGUCGACCAGUGCAAUAACGAGCUCGGUGAAAUCAUUAUACUUGUCAGAGGGAAACUUUCGACGCAAAAUCGCACAACUCUCGAGGCACUGGUGACGCUCGACGUACACGCCAGAGACGUGCUGGUUGAUCUCGCCAAGCUGGGUGUAUCCAGCCCCACAGAUUUCAAUUGGAUCUCGCAAUUGAGAUAUUAUUGGAUGGACAACGAUUUGUUAACCAUGAUGAUAAACGCAUUCUUGGCCUACGGCUACGAAUAUCUGGGUAACUCGCCUCGUCUCGUAAUAACGCCUCUGACCGAUCGCUGCUACCGCACGCUUUUUGGGGCUCUCAAUUUGCAUUUGGGUGGCGCACCCGAAGGUCCAGCUGGUACCGGCAAAACCGAGACCACUAAGGAUUUGGCCAAAGCAGUCGCAAAACAAUGCGUCGUUUUCAAUUGCUCCGACGGUCUCGAUUAUAUAGCGCUUGGAAAGUUUUUCAAGGGUUUGUUAGCGGCGGGUGCCUGGGCUUGCUUCGACGAGUUCAACCGAAUCGAUCUCGAGGUACUGUCCGUGGUGGCCCAGCAGAUCCUAACCAUUCAGAGGGCCAUCAACUCUACAUCGGAAACGAUCGUCUUUGAAGGAACCGAGCUGAGGGUCGAACCAAGUUGCGCAAUUUUCAUUACCAUGAAUCCGGGUUACGCCGGUAGAUCGGAACUGCCGGACAAUUUGAAAGCCCUCUUCCGCUCGGUCGCCAUGAUGGUUCCCAAUUACGGCUUGAUCGCCGAGAUAUCCCUGUACUCGUUUGGUUUUUACAGAGCCAGGCCGUUGUCUAUAAAAAUAGUGACGGCUUACCAACUGUGUUCCGAGCAGCUGUCCACUCAAAGUCAUUAUGAUUACGGUAUGAGAGCCGUCAAAUCCGUUCUCACAGCCGCUGGUAAUUUGAAGCUCAAAUAUCCCGAUGAAAACGAGGACGUGCUCAUACUUCGUAGUAUACGGGACGUUAAUCUACCAAAAUUCUUAAAUCCUGAUGUACCGCUUUUCAAUGGUAUCAUGUCUGACCUGUUUCCGGGUGUGGUACUACCGGAACCUGAUUAUACCGAUCUCAAUGCAUGCGUGCUGGAAUGUUGCGAACGCGCCAAUAUCCAGUGCACUCCCUGGUUCUUGAUAAAAAUACAACAGAUUUACGAGAUGAUGAUUGUCAGGCACGGCUUCAUGAUCGUUGGCUUGCCUCACGGUGGAAAAUCGACCGCUUACAAAAUGUUGGCAGCUGCCUUAGAACUGCUCGAAGAAAGAGGACUAAUGAACGAAAGAAAAGUUGAGAUUAUCGUGAUUAAUCCAAAAUCCAUCACGAUCGGUCAAUUGUACGGACAAUUCGACCCAGCGUCGCACGAGUGGCAAGACGGAAUUCUCGCUGUUAGUUAUCGCGCUUUCGCUACUUCGACCAACAACAAUCGCAAAUGGCUCAUUUUCGAUGGUCCAAUCGAUGCCAUUUGGAUCGAAAACAUGAACACCGUGUUGGACGAUAACAAAAAGUUAUGCCUCAUGAGCGGUGAAAUCAUUCAACUUGCUCCGACGACUAAUUUGGUUUUCGAGCCGAUGGAUUUGGAGGUUGCUUCGCCUGCCACUGUAUCGAGAUGCGGCAUGAUUUACAUGGAGCCGUCGAGCUUAGGCUGGGAACCAUUGCUCAUGGCGUGGCUCAACACUACUCCAGAAAUAAUCAGCGCUUGGUUGAAAAAAUUCAUGCUCGAAUCCUUGUUUUUGAGAUUUUGCAAACCUAUUUUUUAUGUACUUCGACGUUAUGGUCUUUCCGAAAUGUGUCCUAUGUCGGAUAUAAACCUCGUUCAGAGUAUAACUUACCUGAUGGAUUGCUUCCUCGAUGAUUACAGGAGCGAAGAAAUGACCCAAGCGCCGAGUGAUUUAGAUCUCAGAGCUCAAGUUGAGGGGUCUUUCUUUUUCUCGUGUAUUUGGGCUAUGGGAGGCACUCUGAUUGCCGAAGAUAGAAUUACUUUCAGUCAAUUAUUCCGUGGUCUAUUGGAAAAAGAGUUUCCAGCGGCUCUAAAGGAAAAAUUCCAUCUCCCAAAUCCAAUUCCACCACCGCUUAAGCCGUACAUAUUCAUUAUGCCUAAAGAUGGUUUAGUUUUUGACUACAGAUUCAUCAAAGAGGGCAAAGGCAAAUGGAAAUUAUGGUCGGACGAGUUGAUGAACGCUCCGCCAAUACCGCGAGAUUUGCCAGUCAAUCAAAUAAUCGUUCCGACUGUCGAGACGAUUCGAUACACAACAUUGUUCCAACUUCUCGUUCAGCAUCAGAAACCCGUGCUGUUCGUUGGGCCCACUGGAACGGGAAAAUCCGUUUACGUCACGGACUUUCUGCUGAAAAAGAACGAUGUGGCGGUGUACAAGCCACUGUUCAUCAAUUUUUCUGCUCAGACGACGGCCAACCAGACGCAGGACAUUAUAAUGAGCAAGCUAGACAAACGCAGAAAAGGCGUUUAUGGUCCCCCAGUCGGUAAACGUUGGGUCAUAUUUGUCGAUGACGUGUCCAUGCCGAAAAAAGAAGAGUACGGAGCUCAGCCUGCGAUCGAACUUUUGCGACAAAUGCUCGAUCAAUCUCAAUGGUACGAUCGAAAAGACAUAACGGCGUUGAAACUGAUAGAGCUGCAAUUGAUGUGUGCGAUGAGUCCACCAGUGAGCGGUGGCAAAGACGUAACCAUGAGAUUCAAACGACACUUUUUCGUUACCACCAUAUCGGAUUUUUCCGACGACGUGAUGAUCGCCAUUUUCAGUAAAAUCAUCCUCUGGCAUUUGGACACUCGAGGGUUUAGUAAGGAAUUCGACCCUUGCAUCGAUCAAGUUGUCUUAGCUACUCUAGAUAUUUACAAAAAAAGUCUCAAGUUUUUACUCCCUACACCGAUGAAAUCCCAUUAUUUAUUCAAUUUGAGGGAUUUCUCUCGAGUUAUACAGGGAGUUCUUUUGUCCGUGCCCGAGACAAUGCCAACUCUGGAAAGCAUGAAAAAGCUGUGGGUUCACGAAAUCUUGCGAGUCUUCGGCGACCGUUUGGUGGAGCAAUCCGACAUCGAUUGGUUGGUCGGACAAAUACGCUCGACUCUCGUCGAUAAAAUGGAGAUUAAUCUCAACGAUCUUUUGAGCGAUCUGAGAGUUGACAAGUCUCAACCCGUUGGUGAGACCGAGCUACGGCAAUUGGUUUACUGCGACUUUGCCGAUCCUAAAGCCGACGUUCGUCUGUACCAAGAGGUGACAGAUUUGGAAUUGUUGCGCAGCAUAGUGGAAAAUUACCUGUCGGAAUACAACUCGAUGACGAAAAAACCCAUGAAUCUCGUGCUUUUCCGAUUCGCGAUCGAGCACCUGUCCAAGAUCGCUCGAAUAAUCAAGCAGCCGCGAAGUCAUGCCCUUCUCGUGGGCGUCGGUGGCUCCGGCAGACAGUCCUUGACUCGUCUCGCUUCGCACAUAUGCGAUUACGAGGUACACCAGGUCGAGAUCACCAAGACAUACGGCACGUACGAUUGGCACGAGGACAUCAAGAAGAUACUGCUGAAGACGACGUCGAGCGAGCUGCACUCGACUUUUCUGUUCACCGACUCGCAGAUCAAAGAGGAGAGCUUCCUCGAGGACAUCAAUAACAUGCUCAACACCGGCGAGGUGCCGAAUCUAUUUUCCAACGAGGAGAAGGCCGAGAUAUGCGAGAAAAUGCGGCAAAUCGAUAGGCAGCGCGAGCGCUCGCUCCAAACGGACGGCAGCACAGUGGCCCUGUUCAAUCUGUUCAUUCAGAUCGCGCGGGACCAGCUGCACAUAACGGUAUCCAUGUCACCGAUCGGCGACGCGUUCCGCAAUCGCAUCAGAACGUUCCCGGCGCUGGUCAACUGCUGCACCAUCGAUUGGAUGCAGCCCUGGCCGGAGGACGCCCUAUCGGCCGUGGCGGUCAAGUUCCUCGGCGAGAUCGAGCUCACGGAGCUCGAGCGCAGAGCCGCCAUCGAAAUGUGCCAAUAUUUCCACGUGUCCACCCAGACUCUCGGCUUCGAGUUUCUCCAACGGCUCGGACGACACACCUACGUCACGCCCACGUCGUACCUCGAGCUGCUCAACACCUUCAAGAUCGUGCUGGAGAAGAAGCGCAACGAAAUCAUGACGAGCAAGCUCCGCUACGAGGGUGGCCUGGGCCGCCUGGACGGCACCCAGCGCGACGUCGCUGUCAUGCAGGACACGCUGAAACAGCUGCAGCCCAUGCUGGUCACGGCGACGCAGGACGUGCAGAAAAUCGUGGCUUUCGUCGAAAAGGAGAGCGCUGACGUCGCCGAGGUCGAGAAAAUCGUCAAAAUCGACGAGGAGGCUGCGAUGGAAGUAGCAGCCCAAGCCGCCGAUAUAAAAGCUGAAUGCGACGCUAAUCUGGAGGAAGCCAUGCCAAUCCUCAACGAAGCUCAGGCCGCAUUGAACACGCUCACUCAGUCGGAUAUUGCCGUCGUGAAAGCCAUGAAAAAUCCUCCAGCCGGCGUAAAGCUCGUCAUGGAGAGCAUUUGUAUUUUGAAGGAAGUAAAACCGGAAAGGAUACAACAACCCGAUGGCCGAAUUAUGGAAGACUACUGGAAAGCUUCGCUCAAAGUACUGAGCGACGUGAGAUUUUUGGACUCGUUGAUCAACUUCGACAAGGACAAUAUACCGGAAAAAAUAAUCGAUCGCAUCAGGCGCGAUUUCUUUACCAAUGUCAAUUUUGAUCCGGAAAAAAUCAAGAGCGCCUCGACUGCUUGCGAGGGUCUCUGCAAGUGGGUCUACGCCAUUUCGGAAUACGACAAAGUCGCCAAAGUCAUUGCACCGAAGAAAAAAGCUCUGGCCGAAGCCGAGGCCGUUUAUAACGCAGCCAUGGCAGAGCUCGAAGUCAAGCGGGAACAGCUUCGUCAAGUUCAGUUGAAACUGGCGAAUCUGGAAGACGAUUUGAAAGCAAGAAAACAAGAUUAUCAAAAUAUGAUGGACAAAAAUACCGAGUGUGAAUUGAAAUUGAAACGAGCUGAAGAAUUAAUCGGUGGUCUGGGCGGAGAGUACAACAGAUGGUCUGAUAGUGCCAAGCAACUUGGAGAAAGGUAUUCUCGUUUGACCGGUGACAUAAUGAUAGCGUCAGGUGUGAUUGCCUAUCUAGGACCGUUCACCACACCGUAUCGAGCCAAACAAAUCACUGCUUGGGUGGAUCUUUGCACUAAACUCAAAGUUGUCUGCACGAGAGAUUUUAAUUUACGCGAUAUUCUCGGCGUGCCAAUUCUCAUAAGAGCUUGGAAUAUUUUUGGAUUGCCCACCGACGCUUUUUCAGUCGACAAUGGAAUAAUCGUCAAAAAUGCCAAUCGUUGGCCACUGAUGAUCGAUCCCCAAGGGCAAGCCAACAAGUGGGUGAAAAACAUGGAAAAUGAAUUCAAUUUAAGUAUCAUUAAACUGAGUCAAAACGACUAUCCGAGAAUACUCGAAAAUGCCAUUCAAUUUGGUCAGCCAAUACUGUUGGAAAAUAUUGGAGAGGAGCUCGAUGCCUUACUCGAGCCGGUCCUCAUGAAGCAUACGUUUAGACAAGGCGGUGCUUUGUGCAUCAAAUUGGGCGAUUCUGUUGUCGAGUACCACAAUGAGUUCAGAAUGUAUAUAACGACCAAAUUGAGAAAUCCACAUUAUUUGCCAGAGAUCGUGGUGAAAGUGACGUUGAUAAAUUUCAUGAUAACAGCUAGCGGAUUGGAGGAUCAGCUGUUGGGUAUCGUGGUCGCGAAAGAAAGACCUGACUUGGAAGCGGAGAAAAAUUCGUUGAUCAUUCAAGGAGCGGAAAACAAAAAAUUGCUGAAAGAAACGGAGGACAAAAUUUUGGCACUACUCGCAACAUCGGAAGGCGACAUUUUAGAAGACGAAGAAGCCAUUGCCGUGCUUAGCUCUUCCAAAGUACUGAGCAACGAGAUUCAAGUGAAACAAGCAGCCGCUGAAAUAACGGAAAAAACAAUCGAUGACACGAGAUUAGGCUACUCGCCCAUUGCCGUUUACAGUACAGUCUUGUUCUUCACAACGACUGAUUUAGUGAACAUCGACCCAAUGUAUCAAUAUUCGUUAAGUUGGUUCGUCAAUUUGUUUGAACUGGCGAUCGAUAAUACCGAACAAACUGAAGAAAUUGAUGCUAGAAUUGCUGAUUUAAAAAAAUACUUCACUCGGUCGUUGUUCGACAACGUAUGUCGAUCGCUUUUCGAAAAGGAUAAACUACUGUUUUCCUUCUUGCUGGUGAUCAAUUUAAUUCGCAAUCUGGGUAAACUGUCUCAUGUCCUAUGGAUGUUUAUUUUAACUGGAGGAGUCGGAUUGGAUAAUCCGUAUAAAAACCCCAGCACAUGGUUGCCAUCUCAAGCUUGGAACGAACUGUGUCGACUCAACGAUAUCACUGGUUUUAAGGGAUUACGGGAAAAUUUUGAGAAUAAAAUCGACGAGUGGAAAGAAAUUUUUGACUCAAAAGAGCCACAGUCAAUGAAUUUUCCUAAACCAUUUCAAAAAUUAACACCGUUCCAAAGGAUAGCGCUUUUACGAUGUAUUCGACCAGACAGAAUAGUUCCAGCUGUACAGAAUUUCGUUGAAUCUCAACUGGGAGCAGAAUACUUGGAACCUCCACCCUUCGAUUUGGCUGCACCGUACGCGGACUCGAAUUCGUGUACUCCUUUGAUAUUUAUUUUGACCCCCGGCGCCGACCCCAUGCAGCUGCUUCUGAAAUUUGCCGACGAUCAAGGCUUCGGGGCCAACAAGCUGUUUUCUCUGUCUCUCGGUCAAGGUCAAGGACCCAUAGCCGUCGAAUUGAUCAACAACGGCGUCAAGCAUGGGCAUUGGGUGGUUUUACAGAAUUGCCAUCUCGCCAAGAGCUGGAUGGGUACAUUGGAAAAAAUAGCCGAAGGCCUCUAUCCCGACACGACCCAUCCAGAUUUCCGACUCUGGCUGACUAGCUACCCAGUCGAUCAUUUUCCUGUUUCGAUACUUCAGAACUCCAUCAAAAUAACGAACGAGCCUCCCAAAGGUCUUCGCGCCAACAUCCUCAAGUCCUACAUGAGCGACCCCAUCAGCGAUUCGGAAUUCUUCGAAUCUUGCAACCAGAGCGAGACGUUUAAAAAGCUCCUCUACGCUCUGUGCUUCUUUCACGCCAACAUUCAAGAACGUCGUAAAUUUGGUUCGAUCGGUUGGAACACUCCGUACGAAUUCAACGAGACGGAUUUGAGAAUAAGCGUUCUUCAACUGAAAACCUUUUUAAAUCAGUACGAAGACAUUCAAUUUCCAGCGCUGAUUUAUUUGACCGGAGAGUGCAAUUACGGCGGUCGGGUUACCGAUGACUGGGACAGACGUACUCUCAUGGCGAUCCUCAGAACCUUCUACUGCGAGGAAGUUGUGAAGCAAAAGGUUUACUACGUUGAUCCGACGUCCGACAUUUAUUACAUUCCUUUGUUCAAAGAAUACGAAGCUUAUCUGGCCUACACGCGCAAAUUUCCAAUCAUAACAGAGCCGAGCGUUUUUGGACUGCACGAAAAUGCCAACAUCGUGAAGGAUAAUCAAGAAACCGAUUUACUAUUUUCGUCUUUGUUGCUUACUCAGGAAAAAAGUAGGGACAGCAGCGGAGAAAAAUCGGAAGAUGAUGUGGUUUACCAAAUUACCAUUGACAUAUUGAAAAAGCUUCCAAACAACUUCGAUAUCCAAGCAGCCGAGGAAAAAUAUCCGACAUCGUACAAUCAAAGUAUGAAUACGGUAUUGGUACAGGAAAUGGGCCGGUUCAACAAACUUCUUUCGUGCAUCAGAAGCAGUCUGAUAAAUGUUGGACGUGCCAUAAAGGGAAUCGUUGUGUUAUCUUACGAACUCGAACAGGUCUUUACAGCCCUGCUGACCGGCAAAAUUCCACGCCUUUGGAUGAAAAACUCAUACCCGUCACUGAAAUCACUUGGAAAUUAUAUCGAAGAUUUUUUGGAUAGGCUAAACUUUUUACAGAAAUGGUACGAAGAUGGGCCACCAGCUACGUUUUGGUUGUCAGGAUUUUAUUUUACUCAAGCUUUUUUGACCGGAAUCCGUCAGAAUUAUGCCAGAAAAUAUCAAAUUCCAAUCGAUUUAUUGAUUUACGAUUUUCACGUAAUGAAAGAAACGAAAAUAGAGACAGCAGCCGAAGACGGAGUUUACGUUUACGGUCUGUAUUUGGACGGGGCCAGAUUCGAUCGAGAACAAAUGGUCAUUAACGAGAGCUAUCCCAAAGUAUUGUUCGACGAAAUGCCUUUCUUGUGGUUGGUACCGCGAAGAAAAGAAGAAAUACUGCCGAGACUCACGUUCAGGUGUCCGUUGUAUAAGACUAGCGAGAGACGAGGAACUCUGUCGACUACAGGACACUCUACGAACUUUGUGAUUGCCAUCGAAUUGCCGACAAGUCAACCUCCAGAUCACUGGAUCAUACGUGGUGUAGCUAUGUUAUGUCAACUCAAUUAA